AUGGCUCAAAAAUGCGUCCACCAAGGCUGCGGGAAGACGUACACUGACCCGGAUGAGGUUUGCACCUAUCACCCGGGGCCGCCCAUCUUCCACGAAGGACAGAAAGGAUGGAAGUGCUGCAAGCCCCGGGUCCUGACCUUCGAGGAGUUCAUGUCCAUCCCGCCCUGCACCGAGGGCAAGCACAGCACGACAGACUUGCCGCCACAGAUCGAGAAGAAGGAGGCUCCCGCAGAUGCCGCCGUGCUCAAGGAGCAAGAAUCGUCAGGGCCCGCGAUGCCCCGCGCCCCGAUCGCCGCGCCUCAAGGGGCUCCAACUCCUCCGCCUCCGCCGCCCGAGUCCGAGGACGAUGAUCCGGAAUUGGAGAUUCCCGAUGGCAAGACAUGCCGCCGCCGCGCGUGCGGGGCGACCUACAAGAAGGGACAAUCAAGAGACAGCGAAUCGUGUACGCACCACCCGGGCGUGCCGAUCUUCCACGAGGGCAGCAAAGGCUAUAGCUGUUGCAAGCGGAGGGUGCUAGAAUUUGACCAGUUCAUGAAGAUUGAGGGCUGCAAGACCAAAGACAGACACCUGUUCGUAGGCAGUGGGAAGAAGGACAAGUCCGGAAAGGAGGGAGGAGCGGCAGAGGAACUACUGGAAACUGUGCGAACGGACUUCUACCAGACGCCAAGCGCCGUGAUCGCGUCUUUCUUCCUGAAGAAGAUCAACAAGGACAGCGCCAAGGUCAUCUUCACGUCACAGAGCAUACAGCUCGAUCUGCCGACGACCGACAGCCCCACGCCGAAGCGGUACAGGACAGACGUGCCGCUGUUUGCCCCCAUCAACCCAGACAAGUCAACAUUCAAGAUCCUGGGCACGAAGCUCGAAGUAUCACUCGCCAAGGCGGAUGUGAGCUCUUGGCCAGUUUUGAGAAGCGAUGAUCGGCUUACAGGUGAGAUUCUGCAAGUAGGAAGAGCCGGCAAAGUGCAGCAGUAG
This is a messenger RNA of Phaeoacremonium minimum UCRPA7, 972 nucleotides long. Its product is annotated as putative cord and cs domain-containing protein. Lineage: Eukaryota; Fungi; Ascomycota; Sordariomycetes; Togniniales; Togniniaceae. The record is from RefSeq and is a predicted model, not a curated record. The transcript has 3 exons. Bases 1 to 972 code for a protein of 323 amino acids.